Dromiciops gliroides (monito del monte) is the source of this 4822-nucleotide messenger RNA. It is a transcript of the gene MMRN2, whose product is annotated as multimerin 2. The record is from RefSeq and is a predicted model, not a curated record. Bases 57 to 3035 code for a protein of 992 amino acids. Gene Ontology annotation, molecular function: protein binding. NCBI's taxonomy places the organism in Eukaryota, Metazoa, Chordata, Mammalia, Microbiotheria, Microbiotheriidae. Gene Ontology annotation, biological process: negative regulation of cell migration involved in sprouting angiogenesis; negative regulation of vascular endothelial growth factor receptor signaling pathway. The transcript is spliced from 7 exons.
GGCUCUGGGAACCCAGAGCCUGAGGGCAGGUGCUUCACAGCAAGGAAUCAGACGCGAUGGGACCACUCCUCUUGUGCCUCUCGGGGCUCCUUGGGAGGGGAGCACUGGCAGCCUGGGCCACAGAUCCCAGGCACCAUGGGGGCUACCCACAGGAGGACUACAGCACCAGCCCCUCCCCUCCCAGGAGCCCCAGCCCUCCCAGAACUGGCGAGCAGGAGGCUGAACUCACCCUUCCCCUGCCUCUGAUUCCCCCUGACCAGGCUGACGAUGGACCCAAGGAUCCCUGGAGAAGAAAUUGGUGCCCCUACCAGCAAACCAGGCUGAUCACCUUUGUAGCCUCCUGCAAAACUGAGAAAUUCCUUGUCCAUUCUCAACAGCCCUGUCCUCUUGGGACUCCUGACUGUCAGAAGGUCAAAGUCAUGUACCGGCUCACCCUGAAGCCAGUAUAUCAUGUGAAACAGAAAGUCCACACCUCUGUGGUCUGGAAGUGUUGUCCCGGUUACAGUGGGUCUGACUGCAAACAUUACGCAGACCCUUCUGUGAUCCUGGAAAUAGAUGACCAGAGUGAAGGGAAGGAGGAUCCUUGGGAAGAGACCCUGCAACAUGAAACUGCCCCUCCUUCCAGAAAACCCAUAGAAUUCCGGAGAGCAAUUGAAGAACAAGAGAGCCUCUUGGAAGACCUUCAGAAUGACAUCCAUCAAGCAGCCAGCAGCCUCCUGGAUCUUCAGAAGUCCCUAGAAAGUAACGACACAGUGGAAGAGAUGAAGGCAAAUCGAACUGGACUCGGGUCUUCGGAUCAAUCCUUUCAGCCGGUCCUCCUACGCCAUAUGGAGACCUUCCUGAAAAAUCACUUCAGCCCCAUCUGGAGAAGCUUCAAUGAAAGCCUCCACAACCUGUCUCAUAUGGUAAGGAACCUGUCGCGUGAUGUGGAGGCCAAUCGUCAGAGCAUUGAGAGAUUGCAGGAGAUUGCUGUGCCCAAGACAGACUUCCAGGAGCUGGGCACCAAGUUUGAAUCCAAAGUCCAGGAAAACAUCCUAAAAGUCAAUCAGCUUCGGCACGACUUCAACAGUCAGCUGCAUGACCAGCAGCUUGCCUUGAACCACAACCUGUCUGUAGUCAGGGAAGACACUGAUUCGAAGGUGAAGAAGAUCCAGAAGGCCCAGGAAGUCCACCUACUUCUGACCAAUACCAGUACGGUAGGGUCCAAGGAAGAACAGGAGGACCUACAGCUCAGGCUAGGACUGCUGCAGAGCAACCUCUCUGAGCUAUCCUUUGCCUCUGGCAGGAGAGAAGAUGAAAUCUUGAGUGCCCUCAGGCAGCUCAAUGAGACCCUCAUCAAGCAUGAGGAAGAGAUCAAAGAGCUCUUCCUCGACUCUGAUGAGAACUUUGAGCUUGGCACCAGGCUUGAAGGGCAGAUAAGCACCUUGCGAAGCAAUAAGGCCAUGAUUGAGGAGCUCAGGGUCAUCUUAAUGGAGAAGUCCCUCAUCAUGGAGGAGAUCAAGGAAGACUUUGAGAGGCAGAUCCUAGACCUGAACUACACCCUCCAUCACCUCCAGGGGAGCCACUCGGACCUGAUGAAAUAUGUGAAGGACUGCAACUGUCAAAAGCUAUCCUUUGACCUGAGCCUUCUCCGGGAGGACCAGAGAAAUGCCACUCGUUUUCUGGAAGAAACCCACUUGACUCUGGAGGACCAGAAGAUGCUGGAGAGCUCUUCGGUCAAGGCUCUGCGCAAUGCUGUGGAGGACCUCGCCUUGUCUGUGGAUGCCCAGAAGGAGGAGAUGGCCCGGGCCAAGGUGAGCAGAGCCUUGCUCAAGGGCCAGGUGCAGGCCCUGGUCGGGGAGGUGGAUGGGCUGAAGCGAGUGGACAGGCACAUCUUCCAGGAAAUCCGCUACCUCAACAAUUCCUUUGGCUCUCUCCUGGAAGAUGCUUUGAGGCACCAGACUGUGCUGGCCGCCCUAUUUGGAGAAGAGAUGCUGGAGGAGAUAAUGGAAGAGGAAGAGGGCAGGUUGCCGGUGACCUACCUUCAAAUCGAAGAUGCCCUGGAUUCCACAUCGAACAGACUGAGAGAUCAAGCUGUGGACCUGAAGGCUCUCAGGGAGAGGGUAGAUGCACUGGAGAGGGUUGGCGAAGAUCGGCCACUGAACUCUGGGCAGGGCAAGGCAGGGGUUCUAAGCCGGGCAGAGCACCUGGAACCCAACCAUGAAGCCUCGGAUGGGGAUGGCCUCCAAGAACAUGACCUGGCCAGUCUGAAGAGCGAGAUCACGCAUCUGAGCUCACAGAUGGAGAAGUUUGAGUCCCAGAUAAGCCGUGACCAAGGGUGCUGCCAUCCUGGUGAGAUACUGCCCCUCAACCUGUCCUUGAAAAACCUCCAGAGUGACGUCAGGGCUGUGGAACUGGACCUGGCCCAGCAUCUCCAGCUGUUCCAGACCCUGUUUGGCAACUACAGAGAACUGGUGGCCACUAACGUCAGCCUGGAUCUGAGCAAGCUUCAGUCCGUCCUCAGCAAGAAGGGAAAGAAGCAACAGAGAGAACAGGAGUCUCACCGAAGGAGGGACAAGAAGCAAGUGGAAAAAUGGGGAGAUCAGCCAUUGCCUGGGAGUGGGAGGAGUGACCAGGCCCCCAAGCUCCUUGAGGAAGGACCCUCCGUGGCCUUCUAUGCUGGAUUUCCCCAAGGCACCCACAGCCUUCGCCAGCCCGUGAAGUUCAAUGCCACUUACCUGAACGUUGGGGAAUGCUACUCCCCAGAGCACGGCUUCUUCCGAGUCCCGGAGCGGGGGGUUUACCUGAUUGCUGUGAGCGCCGAGUUCAGCCCAGGGCUAGGCGAGGGCCAGCUAGUGCUUGGGGGUCGACUCAGGACGUCAGUUUCUAGCGGCUCGGAGGAGCCCAUGGCCGCCGGAAGAAGCACCGCAACCACCUUCGCGGUGGCUGAGCUGCAGAAGGGGGAGAGGGUGUGGUUCGAGCUCACGAAGGGCUCCCUGGCCAGGAGGAAUCCCAGUGGGACCGCGCUGGGCGGCUUCCUGCUGUUUAAGACUUGAACCCAGAGCCCCGACCUGAUUCCUCUACCCAAAGAGUCUAUAAAAGGCUGGACCGAGAUUUCUGUAGCACUUUUGUGUUGUCCCUAAUGCUCCCUGGAAGCCUUUAGCCAAAGUACAUUUGGUGCCCAAGCCUCAUGCUUUUCCUGAGGAUCAAACAAAACUCCCAGGGAGCCCAGAGUGCUCCCUCUGGCCUUGGGACUUGAGGCCGGAUAGCGUUGAAAGACUCUGCCUUCAGCACUGGGCAGGUCCAAACCUGGAGUUUGGCUGAAGCCUAAGGUGAGAGUUGAAGCACCUUGGUUUGGGGGGGGGGGCGGGGUAGGGUGUGCUACCCUUCACCCCCUCCAGAGUGACCCAGUACUUUGUGGGGCUCUCCACCUUUUCUGAGACUGGCAGCUUUUGUAGAACUCUUCAACCCUCUUCCUCCCCUUGGUUUCUUUUCCAUUCUUUUUCUACCUCUCCUGAGGGACACCCUGUGGAGAAAGACCCCAGCUGUACAGUCAAGCCAACCAGAAUUUAUUAAACAGAGGGCUAAGCUAUGAGGAUGAAAAGAAAGACAAAAACACUGUCUGCCCCAGGGAAGGCCAUGAUCUUAUGUUGGAAACAUCGAGGUAAACUAGGACACUUGACCUGCUCAAGAAAAUGGCAACUUCUCAGAAUGGAUGUGUUUUCCAACAAGAAGGCUCCAUUUGGGGCAGUUAGUAACUUCACCCCCAUGGGAGGCAAAGAGAAAAGCCGAUAUGACUAAACUUACGCACCCUGGAGCCGUAGCAUUUUGGAGUAAGAGGGGCCCUUAGAGAACAGCUAAUUCAAUCCUCUUACCUUAGGGAUGAGGAAGGUGGUAAGAAAUUUCUGUUUCUGAGCAUGAAGAAAACUAGGGUGUUUCUCUUGGCACCUGGAAUCCACUGAGUUCAUUCAAAAUUUCCCUUUUAUUGCUAAAUACCUCCCAUCUCUCACCCCUUUACCCUUCAGUUUUAGAAUCCUUAAAAACGAAGAAUUCUGAAGAAUUUUUUUUAAUUUAAAAAUGAAAACAAUGUUUUCCUUAUUUUCUCACAGGUUUGUAGAUUGCUAAAACUAUAACUAGGAUGUGAUGACCAAAGCUUUGCCCGUGGACAGAGAAAUUAUGGGGGGGGGGGUAUUGAAAUCUCUUUCUAUCCUUUAGCUAUAAAGAAAUACUAACACCUAGUUAGUAAGAAGAAUUCAUUAUGUAGGAAGCUACCAAAUCACUGCUUUCUUUCCCUGGUGCCUUCACCCCAGGUGAAGCCAGGUCCUGCCCUAUUUCUUCACAUUCCCCCAUCCUAAUGCAGAAGUCCCUCCCCACCUUGAACCCACCCACCCACCCAGCACGGCUGUAGUGGUGUAGCAGGAUUUCUGCUUCUGCUGCUUCUCCUCAAUGGUUCAAGGGCAACUUGUCCUAAAUUAAAAAAAAAAAUCAGUUACCGUUCUCCUGUUAAAGAUCCAAGAGAUUUCUGAUAGCAUCGUUUUUGAUAGAGGAAUAAACUGAGGGUUGGCAAAAAAAGAGCUUGCCCGAGGUCAUUUAGCUUACUAGCAAGAAGAUGACCUUGAACUCAUGUCUUUUGACUCCAACAUCAGUGUUGGUUUUUCCCCCACUACCCUCCAGCGCACCUCUGCUCCAUCUUCUUCACCUUUGAUCACCCCCAACUUUGAAUGACUUUGGUAUUCAUGAGCACCUCUAUCUACAGUAAAGGAUGAGAAAGGAAAAAGAAUCAAAGCUCAAAAAUAAAGGUAUCUUUCAGUUACGAUCAUUUGAAAUAAAACUCUGUCCUUCA